Fusarium verticillioides 7600 is the source of this 1962-nucleotide messenger RNA. RefSeq lists its product as hypothetical. Gene Ontology annotation, molecular function: xenobiotic transmembrane transporter activity; antiporter activity. The record is from RefSeq and is a predicted model, not a curated record. Gene Ontology annotation, biological process: xenobiotic detoxification by transmembrane export across the plasma membrane. Gene Ontology annotation, cellular component: membrane. Lineage: Eukaryota; Fungi; Ascomycota; Sordariomycetes; Hypocreales; Nectriaceae. The transcript is spliced from 7 exons. Bases 1 to 1962 code for a protein of 653 amino acids.
AUGUCGCUACCUACGAGCUCACCGUUUAAUCCUGACGGGGAACGUCGAGGAAGAAGACAUUCUAUCUUUGCUGAUUUUAUUCCAGACGAUUUAACAUUCCCGCCCCCGUUCAUCGGCCCAACUCCAAAUGUGGAAGAGAUUCUCAACCGCGAUAUUGACGAGUGCUCCUCUGGAGAUGAACACCGCGAUGAAGAAGCCAUCGAAGACCCGCGAUACGUAAACGAAACAGACGUCCAACUUGCCUUUCAUCCAACAGGUAUCGCCUUUGGCCAAGUUUCCUCAACCCAAUCCCUCCGCGCCGAAGUCUCCCUCCUCCGCGACAAUGAUAUCAUUCCACCGAGACAUCCCCCGACAGGAUGGAAGACUACGAAGCUCGGCCGUCUGUAUCGACACCUGUUUAGUACGCGCGUGCACGAUCACGACAAGCCGCUCUUCGCAUCAGAAGAUUCGGGCGAGACAACACCCUUGUUGAGGGACAGAGUUGUGAGGUUCGAUGGGAUUCCGCCGACGCCGGGGCCUGAUGAGGUUCAUAAGCGGUGGGAGGAGGCUCUGGCGUCGCAUAAGAUUGAUACGACGUGGCAGCGUGAGACCAAGACGUUGAUUCAAUACGCGCUCCCUCUUAUCGUCACUUUCCUCUUGCAUUACUCGGUCACUGUCGCUUCUGUCUUGACCGUUGGUCGUCUUGGAAUGGAGGAACUCGCCGCUGUCAACUUGGCGACGAUGACUGCCUCGAUCACUUACUACGUCCCAGUCCAAGGUCUAGCAACAUGUCUCGACACUCUGUGCGCACAGGCCUAUGGCUCCGGCCACAAGCAUCUUGUUGGCCUGCAGGCGCAGAGAAUGACAUGGCUCCUUUGGAUAAUCAUGAUUCCCAUUGCUGUCGUCUGGUGGUUUUCUGAACCAAUCCUCGCUGCAGCCGUUGGCCCAGGCCGCACAACACAAUUGGCCGCUUUGUACAUGCGCAUCCUCAUCGCGGGCAUGCCUGGUGUCAGUGCAUUCGAGAGCGCGAAGCGGUUCGUUCAGAGUCAGGGUCUGUUCCAUGCAACAACUUACACGCUUUUGGUCGGAGCGCCGUUGAGCUUCUUGCAGAAUUGGCUGUUUGUGUUCAAGUUUGGAUGGGGCUUUCCUGGUGCCGCCAUCGCGAUGGCUGUCACUCACAACCUCCUCCCGAUUCUUUUGAUUCUCUACGUACGGCUGUUUGAGGGCUAUGAGUGCUGGAAGGGUUUCAGCCGCAAGGCUUUCACAAACUGGGGUCCGAUGAUCAAGUUGGCUUUGCCGGGAAUGAUCAUGAUCGAAGCCCAGUUCUCUGUCCUGGAGAUUCUCACCAUCGCCGCAGGACGGUUCGGUACAGCGCAACUAGCAGCUCAAGGAGUUUUGGUUACCGUGACGUCAAUGUCAUUCAAUAUUCCAUUCCCGCUGGCCAUCGCGACCUCGACUCGAGUCGCAAACCUUAUUGGGGCUGAUUUGAGCAAGGCUGCGCGUGUGACUGCCAAAGUGGCCAUUGUUGCUGCACUCAUCGUGGGGAGCAUCAACUUGACAAUUCUUUCGACUCUCCGAAGACAAAUUCCCGCCGUGUUCACGGAAGACGAGCAAGUCAUCAAUAUCGCAUCAAACGUCAUACUCGUCUGUGCCGUCAUGCAAAUCUUUGACGCGUUAGCAGCCGUCUCGCAUGGACUUCUUCGCGGAAUCGGAAGGCAAUCCAUUGGAUCCUACGCCAAUCUCUUCGCCUACUACGUGGUCGCUCUUCCAAUCGCCCUCGGCACCAGUUUCGGACUGGGCUGGGACUUAGCUGGACUCUGGGUUGGUUUAACAGCGGGUCUUGCUGUGGUAUCUGGGCUUGAGGCCAUGUAUUUGUACUUCACAGACUGGGAGGAAGCUGUGAGGCAAGCUGAGGCAAGAAUGCGAACCGAGACGAAUAGAAGACGAUCUUCGCUGUCAGGCCUGUCACAGGAAAGAAACUAA